Prunus armeniaca (apricot) is the source of this 1494-nucleotide messenger RNA. The record is from the annotation of a GenBank genome assembly. NCBI's taxonomy places the organism in Eukaryota, Viridiplantae, Streptophyta, Magnoliopsida, Rosales, Rosaceae.
AUGGAAACUCCCAAUAUUUCUAGCUCCUCCUUCCUCUGGUAUUUCAUUCGUUUCCUUGUACUUGUCUGCCUAAUUCUCUGCUCUUUGGAGACAUGCUUUACCUUGGAAGAAAGAGAUGUAAAAAGCCACCUUGGUCUUGAAUAUAGUCAUACAGUUCAAGUCAAGUCUCUGCUACCAGCAACCACUUGCAGCCCCUCCACCGAAGGUCAUGACAAGAAGGCAUCAGUACUUAAAGUGGUACACAAGCAUGGCCCUUGCUCCCACUUCUACCAAUCACACAAAGAAAAUGCUCCCACUCACACUGAAAUCCUCGAGCAAGACCAAGCCCGAGUGAAUUCAAUCCACUCUCGGCGUAAUCCCAAGAAAGCAAUUGACCGCCGUGGCCAAAGACAGUGGGACGGCGUCACUGUCCCGGCCUUGUCCGGGAGUACAGUGGGUGGGGGCAACUACAUUGUGACGGUGGGCCUAGGCACACCUAAGAAACAACUUUCAGUCACAUUUGACACAGGAAGCGACCUCACUUGGACUCAAUGUCGGCCCUGCGUUAGGCCUUGCUACAAACAAGUGGACCCCAUCUUUGACCCUUCAGUCUCCAGUUCAUAUGCUAACGUGUCUUGCACUUCUAUGGAGUGCUCUAAACUCAAAUCUGGUACGGGCUGUGCACCCAGUUGUGCAACAUCCACAUGCGUAUACGCCGCAGCAUACGGAGACGGCUCCAUCUCCGCCGGAUUCUUCGCCAAAGAAACCAUUACUUUAACUUCGACGGAUGUGUUCAACGGGUUCCUCUUUGGCUGCGGCGAAAACAACCAAGGCCUCUUUCGUGGCUCUGCGGGGUUGCUUGGCCUUGGUCGCGACAGUAUUUCCUUUGUGGAACAAACUGCGGCCAAAUACGGCCGCUUUUUCUCCUAUUGUCUACCCUCCACCUCAAGCUCCACCGGUUUCCUUAGCUUUGGCAAAGAGAAAAGCCGCCGAGCUUCCAAGGGAGUGAAGUACACGCCGCUCGCCACCCUCCCACAAAAGGAGUACUCAUCGUUAUAUGGCAUUAACCUGGUUGGUAUAACUGUGGGCGGACGUAAGUUACCCAUUUCAACUUCAGUUUUUAAAACUUCCGGGACAAUAAUUGACUCGGGUACGGUCAUAACACGGCUGCCACCACAGGCGUACAGCGCUUUGCGGCAUGCAUUUCAGCAAGGGAUGAAAAGCUACCCGAGAGCUCCGGCAUUUUCAAUAUUGGAUACAUGCUAUGACUUUAGUAGUUAUGGGACAGUUAAUAUUCCGAAAAUAGCAAUUUCUUUUAAGGGUGGAUUGACGUUGGAUUUGGAUGGUACUGGCAUAAUAUAUCCGGUGACUGCUUCCCAAGCUUGUUUGGCUUUUAGUGCAAAUGAGAAUGACAGUGACAUUGCCGUAUUUGGGAAUGUUCAGCAGCUGAAAUUGGAGGUGGUGUAUGACGUUGCUAAAGGGAAGCUUGGAUUUGCCUCUGGAGGUUGCCUCUGA